AUGUAUUCCCCAAAGAUCGGCGACAGGCUCGACAGCCUGGACACCCCAUCCAUGAUUGUGGAUCUGGAUCUCAUGGAAGCCAACAUUAAAAAACUCUUUGACAGCCUCCUACCCACGGGGCUUAACAUUCGUCCUCACCUAAAGACGACCAAGAGCGCGAUCCUCGCACAGAAGCUCGCCGCUGCAGGGGCCAAAGGCUGCUGCGUGGCGAAGGUGUCGGAAGCCGAGGCGAUCACCGCCGCGGGGUUCGACGACAUCCUGAUCACUUGCGAGAUCAUUGGCGAGCCGAAGGUCAAAAGACUAGUGGAGCUAUUCAAGAAGCACAAAAACAUUCGGAUUGUGGUAGACAGUGAGGUUGGCGCAACGGCCAUUAACAAUGCACUGGCGCAGGCGGGUAUCGCAGAACCCAUCUCGGUUUUAGUGGAUCUCGACGUUGGUCUGCAUCGCACCGGUGUUGCCAAUGCACAGGUGGCGCUCACUCUGGCAAGGCAUAUCAGCUCUCUCCACCACCUGCGCUUGAUCGGUGUUCAGGGAUAUGAGGGUCAUUUGCAGCAUCUCCACGGCUGGGAGGACCGGAAGCAACAAUGUCUGGAGUCGAUGAAGAUCCUCACAGACACAGCUGCGCUGCUACGCAAUGAGGGCUUCAACAUUGAAGUCGUUACUACGGGGGGGACGGGAACUGUUGAGUUUUGCUCGACAGUGCCUGGUGUGACCGAACUGCAGCCCGGAUCCUUCAUCUUCAUGGACACCGACUACCGGAAUGCGGUGGGGACGUUUUAUUCCAAUAGUCUCACGCUACUGUCCACGGUCAUCAGCAAGCAAGGAGAUCGGACAGUGACAAUUGAUACUGGCCUGAAGUCCUUGACGACCGACAGUGGGCUGGCAGAGUGCAAAGACCCGAGGUACACGCACGAGAACCUGGGCGAUGAACACGGCUCACUGAGCUGGGAGGAGGGAACCCCAGACUUGGUCGUGGGCGACAGGGUCGAAAUGAUUCCGAGCCAUAUUGAUCCUACUAUUAACCUGCACGACUUCUAUUAUGGUUAUCGGAACGGGGUUGUUGAGGAAAUCUGGCGUGUGGACUCGAGAGGAAAGGUUCAAUAA
Molecule: messenger RNA, 1104 nt
Organism: Aspergillus bombycis
Lineage: Eukaryota; Fungi; Ascomycota; Eurotiomycetes; Eurotiales; Aspergillaceae
Product: DSD1 family PLP-dependent enzyme
Exons: 1
Coding region: 1-1104 (367 amino acids)
Biological process (GO): D-serine catabolic process
Molecular function (GO): D-serine ammonia-lyase activity
Source: RefSeq, a predicted model, not a curated record